Molecule: messenger RNA, 1743 nt
Organism: Macadamia integrifolia
Lineage: Eukaryota; Viridiplantae; Streptophyta; Magnoliopsida; Proteales; Proteaceae
Product: flavin-containing monooxygenase FMO GS-OX5-like
Exons: 7
Coding region: 65-1327 (420 amino acids)
Molecular function (GO): N,N-dimethylaniline monooxygenase activity; NADP binding; flavin adenine dinucleotide binding
Source: RefSeq, a predicted model, not a curated record
GAGAUUAUUAUCAGAACAGCUACUAAUCUAUAAUGAUAGAGAAGUGGAAUUGGGAUUUGGGGCAAUGGCAUCCGGAGGAUCUUCUUCUGCUAAAGUGGCCGUUGUCGGAGCUGGGCCUUGUGGUCUCGUGGCUGCUCGAGAGCUCCGAAGCGAAGGUCUUCAGGCGGUGGUGUUUGAGAAGGGUGACCGACUCGGAGGCACAUGGGUUUACGAUCCCAGUAUCGAGAAUCUCCAACUGAGUGUGAGCUUCGAACAGGGUCGCCAAGGGGAAGAAGAAGAAGGUGUUGGGGUUCAUGUCCACAGCAGCAUUUACCAUUCGCUCCGGACCAAUGUGCCGAGGCAGAUCAUGGGCUUUUUGGAUUACCCAUUUCUCAAGGAAGGCCAUGGUGGAGACUCCAGAACGUUUCCUCGACGAGAAGAGGUUCUCUCCUAUCUGGAUGACUUCGCCAGAGACUUCCAACUCGUUGAGUUGAUCCGCUUCCGCACUGAAGUCGUCCGCGUGGAGCGUAAUCAUGGAAGCCCAAACGAAUGGAUCGUUCAAUCUCGCUCCUCUUGUACUCGGACCAACACUUCAGAAUCGGAAUCGAAAUCGAAAUCGGAGGAGCUGUUCACAGAGUUGUUUGACGCGGUGGUCAUCUGCAACGGCCACACUACGGAGCCGAGAUUCGCAGAGAUUCCAGGAAUUGAUAAGUGGACAGGAAAGCAAAUACAUAGCCACCAUUACCGAAUUCCUGAACCAUUUCGAGACCAGAUUGUAGUAUUGAUUGGAAAUGGCCCUAGUGCCCAUGACAUUUCCAGAGAGAUCUCAGAAGUUUCCAAGGAAGUCCAUUUAGCAUCAAGAUCCCCAAAUGUCAAAAUUGGGAAGUUGGAUAACCAUUGUAAUAUAUGGAACCAUUCAAUGAUAGAAUGUGUUUUUGAGGAUGGUAAGGUGGCUUUUCAAGAUGGGUCCUCAGUUUUUGCAGAUACCAUUUUCCACUGUACAGGGUAUAAAUACAAUUUCGCAUUUCUUGAAACAAAUGGAAUUGUGACUGUGGAUGAUAAUCGAGUUGGGCCCCUGUACAAGCAUGUUUUUCCACCCUGUUUGGCUCCUUGGCUAUCAUUUGUUGGCUUACCUACAAUGAUUGUCCCCUUCAUGACUUAUGGACUACAGGCCAACUGGGUAGCAAAGGUUUUAUCUGGCAAGGUGCUACUGCCAUCAGAACAGGAGAUGAUGAACUCUGUUGAAGAACUCUACCGAUAUAUGGAGGCGACAGGAAGACCCAAGCACUACACCCAUAAAUUUGACAAGGACCAGGAGAGGGUUGGGCAUGCCGACAGCUUUCGAUAACCUAGCAGCAUGCCACCAAUCGCAGGGCUGGACACAAGAGGACAUGGGGUCUUUUCCAAAAGAGGUGGAGAGAGGAUGACACAUGCCAAGCAACCUGGCAGCGUGCCCAGCCUUUUCCCAUAACAUAUUAAUACAACAGAGAAACAUUACUUAGAAAAUGGCUUUUGUUCAAAUCUCUCGCACACAACAGGAAGUUGCUUAUGCUUGUGAUGGUUUUGAUCUUUUGAACCAUACUUUUUGUGGCUCAUAUGACAUUCUUUGUGUUUUUUGCAGUCCAAGUACAGAAACUGGCUUGCCGCACAGGUGGGAUUGCCACCCAUUGAUGACUGGGUAGACCAAAUGGCUGCCGUUAUCUACAAGUUUCUUACGUCCGAUCUUGAUGGCUAUCGGGAUAAUUUCAAUGGGGACUACUGGAU